This is a messenger RNA of Pseudonaja textilis, 2841 nucleotides long. RefSeq names its product diacylglycerol kinase iota (gene DGKI). Gene Ontology annotation, cellular component: glutamatergic synapse; plasma membrane. Gene Ontology annotation, biological process: phospholipase C-activating G protein-coupled receptor signaling pathway. Lineage: Eukaryota; Metazoa; Chordata; Lepidosauria; Squamata; Elapidae. The record is from RefSeq and is a predicted model, not a curated record. Gene Ontology annotation, molecular function: protein binding; ATP-dependent diacylglycerol kinase activity.
UAUAGGAAAGCAAUCUCCAGGUCUGGGCUUCAACAUCUGACUCCUGUUCAAAACCUCAACCUGGGCAUCAGUAAUGGACCUGUGAAGGAGCCGAGAAUGGCACUAGAAUGGAGUGAAAAUGCAAUAAAUGGUGAACAUCUCUGGCUGGAGACCAAUGUAUCUGGAGAUCUGUGUUACCUGGGAGAGGAAGGCUGCCAAGUUAAAUUCUCAAAAUCAGCUGUCCGAAGAAAAUGCGCUGCCUGCAAGAUUGUGGUCCACAACGCCUGCAUGGAGCAACUGGAAAAGAUUAACUUCCGGUGCAAGCCAACUUUUCGAGAAGGCAGUUCCAGAUCUCCAAGAGAGAAUUUCGUUCGACAUCACUGGGUUCACAGAAGGCGACAGGAAGGGAAAUGUAAACAAUGUGGAAAGGGAUUUCAACAAAAAUUCUCCUUUCAUAGUAAAGAGAUUGUAGCUAUCAGCUGUUCAUGGUGCAAGCAAGCGUUUCACAAUAAAGUCACCUGUUUCCUGCUACAACACAUUGAGGAGCCUUGUUCCCUAGGAGCUCAUGCUGCUGUUAUUGUCCCCCCCACCUGGAUCAUUAAGGUGAAGAAGCCUCAGAAUUCACUGAAAAAUUCAACCAGGCGGAAGAAAAGAACCUCUUUUAAAAGGAAAGUCAGUAAAAGAGGAAAUGAGGAGAACAAAGGGCGACCAUUUAUGAUUAAACCUAUCUCUUCCCCUCUCAUGAAACCCUUGCUUGUAUUUGUGAAUCCAAAAAGUGGAGGGAAUCAGGGUACUAAAGUGCUUCAAAUGUUUAUGUGGUACUUGAAUCCACGUCAGGUUUUUGACCUAUCUCAGGAAGGACCAAGAGAUGCGCUUGAAUUGUACAGAAAAAUGCCAAAUCUGCGAAUCCUGGCUUGUGGUGGCGAUGGAACAGUUGGCUGGAUCCUCUCCAUUCUGGAUGAGUUACAGCUGAAUCCCCAGCCUCCUGUAGCUGUACUUCCACUUGGCACUGGGAAUGAUCUUGCUCGCACUCUCAACUGGGGAGGGGGAUAUACUGAUGAACCUGUUGCGAAAAUUCUCUGUCAUGUAGAAGAUGGGGCAAUUGUUCAAUUAGAUCGUUGGAAUCUUCAAGUGGAGAGAAACCCUGAUUUUUCCCCAGAUGAAGUUGAAGAUGGAACACAUAAGCUCCCCCUCAACGUUUUCAAUAAUUACUUCAGCCUCGGAUUUGAUGCCCAUGUCACGCUGGAAUUCCAUGAAUCUCGAGAGGCAAAUCCUGAAAAAUUCAACAGUCGGUUUCGUAAUAAAAUGUUUUAUGCCGGGGCAGCUUUUUCAGAUUUCCUCCAGAGAAGCUCUAGAGAUUUAUCCAAACAUGUGAAAGUUGUGUGUGAUGGGACUGACUUGACUUCCAAGAUUCAAGAACUGAAAUUUCAAUGUAUAGUAUUUUUAAACAUACCCAGGUAUUGUGCUGGCACAAUGCCCUGGGGUAAUCCAGGAGACCAUAGAGAAUUCGAACCUCAGAGACAUGAUGAUGGUUACAUUGAGGUCAUUGGAUUCACCAUGGCAUCCUUGGCUGCUCUUCAAGUGGGAGGUCAUGGAGAGAGGUUACAUCAGUGUCGGGAAGUGACUCUAUUAACAUAUAAGUCCAUCCCCAUGCAAGUGGAUGGUGAACCAUGUCGGCUGGCUCCAUCGCUCAUCCGAAUCUCCCUUAGGAAUCAGGCCAAUAUGGUGCAGAAAAGCAAGAGAAGAACAUCCAUGCCUUUGCUCAAUGACAUCCAAAAAGUGCCAUCUGCUGACCUGAGGAGAGUUUCAGCUCCCCCUGAUUCUUUUACCAUCCCCCACGCCAUUCCGGAUCGUCUGAGAAUCAGAGUGAAUAGGAUUAGCUUGCAAGAUUACGAGGGACUGCAUUAUGACAAGGAAAAACUCCGGGAAGUUUCUAUUCCACUGGGAAUUAUAGUUGUCCGAGGAGAUUGUGACUUGGAGACUUGUCGCAUCUAUGUGGAUCGCUUAGAGGAGGAUUUGCAGUCUGUAUCUUCAACAACACAGAGAGUCCACUACCAGGACCAGGAAAGCUCAAUCCCAAGAGUAUUGUCUGUUCAGAGACUAUCUCCUAGAUGGUGCUUCCUAGAUGCAACUUCUGCUGACCGCUUUUACCGCAUCGACAGAUCUCAGGAACAUUUGCACUUUGUGACAGAAAUAUCACAGGAUGAGAUUUUUAUCCUGGAUCCAGAAUUGGGGGCAGCUCAACCAGCAGGAACACCUCCAGGAAUGCCUGACCUGGUGGUAGAGCAGGCUUCUGGAAUGUCUGAUCGGUGGAAUCCUGCUAUUCGAAAGCGCAUGUUGAGUGACAGCAGUUUGGGGAAGAUGUCUCCUCAUUAUGAAGUACCUGAGAAACAAAAGGAGGCCAGCCACGCUCACCUGCUACAGUCUCCUGUUUCUUCAGAAGAUCAAGCACUUUUACAGUCAGUAAUAGCUGGUGAUUUUCUAAGAUUUGUAGAAUGCUGUAAAAAAGGAGCUAAUUUAUUAAUCCGGGGACCUGACCAUUGUUCCUUGCUUCAUCAUGCAGCAAAGACUGGGCAUGGUGAGAUUGUAAAAUACAUUAUAGAACACGGUCCUUCUGAGUUACUGGAUAUGACAGAUAGCGAAACGGGUGAGACAGCAUUGCACAAGGCAGCUUACCAACGCCACCGUGGCAUCUGUCAGUUGCUGGUAGAGGCAGGGGCAUCGUUGAGGCAAAUGGAUUCCAAGGAUAAGACACCUCGAGACAGGGCCCAGCAGGCUGGGGAUCCAGAUUUAGCCUCCUACUUGGAGAGUCAUCAGAAUCAUCCAGUAGUGCCCCAUGAGGAUCUAGAGACUGCCGUGUGA